AUGGGGAACGCGCAGAGCUGGUCGCCGUCCACUGGCCCCUCACCAGAUCCAGCUAGCCUCAGCGAGGAAAUCAAGGAUCUCAAGGCUCUCCGGCAGGACCUCAGGAAGCAAAUCGAGCAGGCUGAGGCGAGCAAUGGCCUCUCGGAGACUCAGAAGCUCCUCCUGCGCGAUUCCAAAGAGGUUUAUCUCAACGUCGAAGACGUCCUCGACGAGUGGGAGUAUGAGCAGCUGCUCCGCGCUAAAAUCGAGGGUGGAUCCCCAAAUAUGACCGCAGAUCCCGAGCUCUGGGACCGGAUGGCCGAUCAGAUUCGCAAGGUGAAGAGAAAGCUCGAAAAAGUCAGCGUCCAUGGGAUGAUGAUUCAUGGGGAAGGAGAUGUGAGGCAGCGCAGUCAGCCCGUCGGCCGGGCGCCGAGCAGCUCGCUUCUGGGCGACGACCAUGACCACAAGGUCCGAAUAGUCCAUUACCUCGUUCACAAGUGUCCGGAGGACGUGACGGUAUUCCCGAUACUGGGGUUGGGGCUGGCAGGCAAGACCACCCUCGCUCGAGCCGUCUACAACGACCCACAGGUUAAGGAGCACUUCUCCACGGGAUGGGCUUCUUCCGGCGGGGAUUCCGAUCCGAAGGCGCUGCUGCGGUGUGUCAUCGAAGCUCUGACCUCAACGGCUUGCCCCUUCAAGGAGUUGGAGCAGAUUCUGCAAACUCUGAGAGGAUCUGUGAAGGAUAAGAGGUUGUUCCUCGUCCUGGACGACCUCCAUCCCCAACACUUGCGGGAUUGGGAUCUCCUAAAGGACUCGGUUUUCUCCUCUUGUUCUAAGCGAAGCGUCGUUGUCGUCACCACCAGGGACAGAAAAGUUGCAGAGAAAGUAAAGACCAUCCAGAGCCCCUUGUACCUCGAGUUUAAGCUUUCAGAUGACGAGUGCUGGGGCCUAUUCAAGCGCUAUGCGUCUGAUGGGAACCACCCAGUUAUGGAAGACCUGCGUGAGAAGGUUGUGGAGCAGUGUCAAGGGCUGCCACUGGCGGCGAAGCUCCUCGGCAUCUCCUUCCGCCAUCAUCGCGGUGAUAAGAUAGACUGGGCGGAUGACUGCAUGGACUGGGUUAUAGAGGAAAAUAUUAGACCUGUGCUCAAGUCUAGCUACCUUGAGCUGGCACCUCGCCUGAAACCUUGCCUCCUCUACUCCUCGCUGUUUCCCCAAGGUUAUCAGUUCAGCAAGGAGCAGAUGGUUCGACUGUGGAUGGCGCAAGGACUCGUCGAGCCGCCACCAAAGAGAGAAACUCCAUGGAAGCGGAGACGCCUAGACCAGGAGGACGAAGGUCUACAAAAUUUCGACGAACUGGUCUCCGGGUCGUUCAUCAUUCAGGAUCCGGAGGACUGGACGCAGUACUCUAUACCCAAGCUCAUCUGGGAUCUUCUGAACGACAUCUCAGGCGAGGAAGAGUACGUCAGAAGGGCAGACAUGUGCGACCCACUCUGUAAAUGCCGCCAUCUGUUGCUGAACCCUAAAGACGGCAGCUUUAGAUUGGAUCCAGAUUCCUUCUUUGAUUCUCCAGGUCUCCGAUCUCUUAUUUUCAUGCCGAGGAUUAAACUGCGGCUGGAGAUUCUAGAUCAGGAUCUCUCGUCGUUAAAACGUCUGAGGUCACUGGAUCUGAGCAAUACCAGCGUGACGACGUUGCCCGAGUCCGUCGGAGGUUUGAAGCACUUGCGGUUCCUGGCUCUCAAUCACACGGGGAUCACGGAGUUGCCGGAAUCGGUCUCGAAGCUUUAUAAUCUUCAAGUUCUUGAGCUGAAGAACUGCUACUGGCUGGAGAAGCUGCCCAGCGGCCUGGGUAAUCUGGUUAAUCUCCGGUAUCUUGAUACGGGUGAUGAUCGCCCUCGCGUGAACAUGCCGAAAGGGAUUCAGAAAUUAGUAAACCUUCAGAGGUUAGCAGGGCUCGAUCUCCAGAAGGGCAAGGAGUUGUGCGGGCUGCGAGAGUUGAAAGCCCUGAGUAAGCUGACGGAGCUCGGCGUCUCAGGCCUCUGCAACUUGGUCGAUUCAGAGGAUGCUAAGGAGGCAAGCAUGCAGGACAAGAAAUCUCUCAAGGUCCUGAAGCUGAACUGGUGCUCCGAUGAUGACGACGCUGCGGCGAAGUCCGAGCAGUUCAAAGGGACAGACUACGAAAAGUUUUACAACCUGCGGGACGAGACUGACGCUGGCGACAAUCAGACUGCUCAUGAAGGACAUCCUGUUGUGGAGGAACACCUCUCAGCAUGGAUUCCGGGCGACUAUUCAGAUACAUUGUCCGGCGUAGCUGAUGAAGAUGAGGACAAAAAUUUUACAGAGAGUGCAGAGGAGGAUAUUUCUGGUUUGGGGUCAAUUCUCAGGGUGGUUGGUGCUGAGCAGCUGCUCGAAGCUCUGAAACCUUACACCAACAUUGAGGAAUUGGAGCUAAGGACCUUACCCUGUCUCCAUUUCCCUGGCUGGAUCGGAGAUCCAUCGUUCUCCAAGCUUAUCACGGUGGUGCUCGAAGAUUGCGCCUGCGAAGCCCUCCCACCACUGGGUCAACUGCCACAACUGGAGUUCCUGAGCAUAGACGGCACGCCAGUGAAGGCCGUCGACGCGUCAUUCUGUAAAGGCCUGGGAAGCAGAGCAGCUGCUGCGUUUCCGAAUCUGCUCAUGUUGACUUUCUACAACAUGAGGAAGUGGGAGAUAUGGGACGGGGUGGAGAAGGGCGACUUCCCGAUGCUUAAGGAGCUGAGGUUAUUUAACUGCCCAGAACUGAGGAGUUUACCCGAAUCUGGUUCUGGGUUUCCUUCGCUUCUAGUACUAGAAAUCGAUAGGUGCAGGGGACUGAGCAAGAUUCCAUGUCUACCGUCAUUGACGAGCCUGGAGUUGUGCAGGUGCGAUUCGCUGACUUCGAUCCCGUCGCUUGGGUCUCUCUCUAGCUUGACAGUAGUGGACUGUCGGAGCCUCGGAUCCGUUCCCCCUCUGGAGAGACUUGUUAGCCUUUGGGUGGAAGAGUGUGAGCGGCUGAGCCCCAUUGCCGCCUCCAGCUUUCUCCACACAUCAUCAGCUGAGCGACCAAAGAAACUGCUGGUUGCCUAUGGCGGUCAACUCGUUUAUUGA
Messenger RNA from Spirodela intermedia, 3102 nucleotides. The record is from the annotation of a GenBank genome assembly. Lineage: Eukaryota; Viridiplantae; Streptophyta; Magnoliopsida; Alismatales; Araceae.